Cinara cedri is the source of this 6442-nucleotide messenger RNA. NCBI's taxonomy places the organism in Eukaryota, Metazoa, Arthropoda, Insecta, Hemiptera, Aphididae. The record is from the annotation of a GenBank genome assembly.
UAGAUACCAAUAACGUACACGAUAUACCUAUGCUAUGAGACAAUUUUCAGAAUAUAUUUACUAUACCUAAGUACCUAAUUUCCCCGUUGGUGGUGACGCAUAUUUAAAAUUUAAAUUUGUUUCAAUUCGUUUAUUGUAUUGUCAUCAUAGUCGAACAUUACGUGCUUAGUUUUUAUAACGUUUUUGUAAUAGUACAAGAAUCAUUUCUCAUAAACAAAUAUCCGCUUUGAAAUGAAAUUGUGUGAUGAAUAUUAUUAUCGACCAGCUCGGUACGAUGUAAUGUUGGGUCAUCAUUUUUUUAUUCUUCCAGCCAUAUCGAUGCGUCAGUACCAAUACCGUCGAUUUUUCUAAAGCUAUUGUGUUAUUUUUACAAUACGCUUAUAGAAAGACAGUGGUGCCUAUACGACGACAAAUUCAAAUACAAAUCAUAAUAUUUUCUACAGUACGUGUAAACGUCUUCCAGAAGAAGGUAGUGACUGCUGGUAGUGUAUAGUGUUAGAUUAUUAUGGUUCGUAAAUUCGAAUAAUUUUUUACCGCAAGAAUUUUGAUUUCAGGUGAGUAUUUUUUUUCUUUUUGUAGUCUUUAUACAGCUUUUGUUUAACCAAAUAAAAAUUUAUCGAAUAAUGUAGAAUUCUAAUGACGACGUUCUAUUAUCAAUGAGUCGUUGCAUGCAGCGAAUUUCUAGAAAAUUAUUAUUUUCGACGAAUGUCGUAUUUUUAUAUAGAGGAUUAAAGGAUUCGUAUGACGUCAGACACUUUUUCUUCGUAUAUCGUUUCGAAAGUUUACUUUUAAACGGGGGGAAAAAAAAAAUAAUAAAAAAAUGAUUGCAUAUUAUUCUGUUGUACACGUACACACGUACAUACAAAAUCUGCUAAUGGAACACAUUUAAUUUUCCAUAUUUUAAACUACACGUGCGUUAACAUAAUAAUAUCUAUAACUUAAAAUUAUUUCAAUAUCAGCUUAACUAACAAUAAUAAUCGUUUGUUUUAUAUUUUAAACAUAUUUUGAGGUUAUUUAUUUAUUUUUUUUUUUUUUGAUAUGCAAUCGACACCUUUUAUAUAAUUCAUAUUUGCAGUGACAGUAUUUUGCACUAACACUUAGAUACAUAAAUUUGCGGAAAUUAAUUUUAAAAAAAAUUACAUUAAGUCGUAUAAAACGAUAUUAUAGCUGGAUAUAUAAUUUUUCAAAAUGUGAUUGGAAAAUAUCGAGUGUAUCCAAAUCGUUGUUUUUUAAUAAAACAUUUUUUCUAUAUUUUCUGCCGUAGUUUAUAUUCGUAUGAUUCAACAAAACUAUGAAUACAUAUUAUUUUUUAUACAUAGUUGUAUACUCACCUAAUGCAUAUUAGUGCAUUUUUAUUGAUUCGAUAGAAAUCGAGCUGAUUAACCUACUCGCGGUAUAAUGAUUAUUAUGUUUAAUCUUCCUAUAUAGGUAUACACACACACACACACACACACACACACACACACACACACACACACACACACACACAAACGAAAUAAGUGAAUACUAAUGUUAUAACAAUUCUGAUUAAUGUUUUGUGUAAUUAAUAAUGAAAAUCGGACUAUUUUUAUUAUUAUGAUAAACGUGUUUUUAUUUAUACAUAUCUAUCUCGUUAGAUAACAUUAUGCUACGAAAUAAAUGUACGCCUCGUGAGUAUCGACUCCAGUCAAUAUGGAAUGCAAAACGAGUUUAGCGUAUACGCUUGAAAUGUAUAACUAAAACACGAGAUAAUCAUUAAAUAAAAUUGAUAAAAUAAUUAAAAAUACAAUUUAAUCGUAUCUAAAUUAUACUCGAUUAAAAUUAAUGUUUACUAUUUUGGUUUUCACGGCGUUUUCUCGAAUAUUAAUCAAUUUAUUUUUAUGAUUAAUUCAUUAACGAUUUAGAAAUUUUAAUUUUCAGUUAGUCACGUAUAGUCAGAGGGAAGGUUUAGUGGGUAACAUAAUAACUAGGACCCAGGUUUUCAGUGCUAAAUGUAUUAUUUAUUUUUUGAAUUGUUUUCGGUGAUCUAAAAAAAUACUUUCCAAGUAUCUACAUAAUUCGACUUAUGAACAGAUAUUUCAAAAGUGAAAUUUUAUUUUUACUUUUUUCGUGGCUUUCCCAUUUUUAGCUUUUUUAGCAUUUAUUUUUUAGUAAUUUUUUCCUUGGCUGAAAAUAGUUAAUUUUUUGUUUUUAUUAGUUUAGAUUUUACUAAAGGAACCUAAAUAUUAUGUCUUGGAUCGUCAUUAUAAUAUUGCUUAGCAUAUUAUACGGUUGUUACCAAUGGUAUUGCAACAAAAACUUACCUCCAGGUCCUUGGGGCGUUCCAAUUGUUGGCUAUUUACCGUGGCUAAAUCCCACCAAACCCUAUAAGACUUUAACAGAACUUGCUCGUAAGUACGGACCCAUUUACAGUAUUCAAAUGGGAAAACAUUUCGCCAUUGUUAUGUCCGAUCCAAUAUCGGUAAGAACGGCUUUAGCGCGAAAUGAACUUGCGGAUCGCACCAACUUUGAGGUAAUCAAUGAAAUCAUGCAAGAACAUGGUACGUAUAUAAUUACAACUUCGAAAUACAAUUUAAUAUUGGUAAAUAGUUUAUUUAACGUUUUGAAGGCUUAAUAUUUACUCGUGGAGAACUUUGGAAAGAACAGAGAAAAUUCGUUUGUAAUUGGCUUAAAGUAAUCGGUGUAACGAAAUUUGGAGACAAGAAAACAGACUUGCAAUUAAAUAUCGUAGACGUCGUGUCUUCAACAAUAUCGGUAGGUAACUUUCGUAUAAUACUCUUUUUCUUCUUAAGCUUGUAUAGGCUAUUAAGACAAUAUCCUCCAGUUUUCUUUAUUAUUUAAAAUUUCGCCCGAGUUAUUUUUAAUAGUUAGUAACCAUUUUUUAAAAUUAUUUUACCAUAAUAUGACAUAUAUAUUGUUGACAAAGCAUCACUAUUAACUGAAUCUCGCUCAGAAUCGUUUUUACGUUAGCAAUGUUUUAUCAUUGCUUAGAGAUAUAUAUUAAAUUACCUUCUAUAUCCUAUCUCCCCAAUUUUCCACCUACAACAGUGGAUGUCUUUACAUUAUCCUAGGACAGCUUUUUAACAUCGCAAAUGAGAUAAAUGUAUUCACAUUAUUGUUAAACAUUUCAUGUAAACUAUGUUCCCCAAUUGUAGGUUUAUAUACUUGUUCCAUACCGAUUUUUGCGUUUAAGUCUCUUCAUAAUAAUAAUUCAGGUCCUAUGGAAUAUAUUAUUAUAAACUCUUUCUAGUAGGUUAUAGAACUCUUCAUUAAUCUGGUCUUCCUAAUCCUCAGUUGGAGCAUGAUAAUUUAUUAUUGUAAUUUCUGAAUAUUUUCAUCAUCGUCAUGUGCUAUAAAGUUUCUUAAAUUUGCAAAUACGUCGUUAUUUACUAUAAAUCUCACCUAUAAAUACUAUCACGUCACGAAAUUUGUUGUUCUCUAUGUUCGUACUUCUAAUCUCUAGUAUAGCUACUAUUUUGCACAAAUAUCUCUCCAGUGUAGAUACUUCUGUCAUCAUUUCUUCUGCUGUGUACAACAUCGUACUUACAUUCCAUUUAUUAUUGUUAUUUUUUUUAAAAAUUAUUUAUGUACAUUUUUAUUAUAAACAUAUGUAUAUAGAAUCUACGACAGACUAAUAAACGUCCAAUAGAUACGGGAAAAUUGUUUUUAGUGUACAUUGGCGAUUUUGUAAAUCGAAUCGUAUUGGGUAAAGAGUGGCCAGAAGACGAUCCUAAUUGGACUUAUUUACGAAAUUUAGCUGAAGACGGCUCAAAAAAAUUUUCCAUCGCUACUCCAUUGAGCGUACUACCCAUUUUAAAGUUAGCAGAUAAAGAUUAUUAUACGUUAUACUUAUAUUAUUCGAUAAUAACAUAAUAAUAUUACAGGAUAAUACCAAAGUACAGAAAAACCGUUUCAGAAAUCAUCGAAGGUGUUCUAAAAACACAUUUCAUUUAUAAAACAUUAAUGGAAAACCGAGGUAAAGAAGUGGACCAAUGUAAAGAUUUGAUGGCAUUGUUUAUGAAAGAAAUGACGAAGAGAAAGAACGAUAUUGGUCAUUUCUUCAAUGAAAAACAAUGUUGUUUUCUGUUGUCUGACAUUUUUGGUGCUGGAGUCGAGACAACUGUCAAUACUCUUAGAUGGUUUCUUCUUUAUAUGGCGUUAAACAAGGAUGUUCAAGUAAGAGAAAUAUGUAUUAACAUAUCCAAAGUCUGCAUAUUACCGAGUGGUGCGUAUAGAUAGGAUUUUUAAACCAGAAAAUACUUUUAAAAUUGUUUAAUAAUUUAGAAAAUUUAAAUUAAUUUUCCAAUUAUUUGUACAAUAUAACUCAAACCUCAAAUCUUAACCCUGUACAUGGUUAAAAUCAUAGGUUAAAUUUCAGUUUUUAACUUGGGAGUCCUAUUUUACGGCACACGCGAUGUUUUUGAGCUAAGGUGUUUUCAAGUGGAUUUUUUCCGUCAUCUGUCCCCCAAUUUUUCCAAACAAUUUUCUAUACUAUUUAUUAUUAUCAUUACUGUUUAGAAUCCUAUUUUUUUAAUAGUAAAUACUUAAGAAGGUCUAUUGUAUUUAUUUUUAUCAAGACCCCAUAACUGUGUUCUAUUAAAUUAGAAUUUUGACUUAGUGUAUUGAGUCCAUCGUUUGAUUUGUGUAAUUUACGACUUCAGCUAUAUACAAAUAGUAUAUUUUUACAGUGCGAAUUACAAAGUCUACUAGAUUUGGUGUGCACCGGUGACGAUGGAAUAAUAGAUUUAGAAAAUAUCGAGCACAUUCCGUUACUAAAAGCUUGUGUAUACGAAAUAAUGCGAUUGAGACCGGUGGCACCAUCGGGAAUACCUCGAGUCGUGAAUAAGGACAUAACAAUACUGGGAUACCAGGUACCAAAAGGGACUAUGGUUUUACCAUUACAGUGGGCUAUGCACCACGAUAAGAAAUAUUGGAUGGACCCAGAGAUUUUUCAACCAAAAAGGUUUAUGGACGACGACGGGAAUUUAAUCAAUAAAAAAGCGUUCAUGCCUUUUCAAGCCGGUUGGUAACAUUUAUCUAUUUUUUUUUUCUUAAAUUAUUCCGCAGGUACUAUACUGAAUAUAUAUUGUUAUGCAAUGAUUAGGUAAAAGGGCUUGUGUCGGUGAUACGCUCUCCUACUGGAUUUUAUACUUGUUCGGCGCAAAUAUAAUUCACAAUUUUAACAUUUCUCUGGAAGACGGUUUAUCCGAACAAGAAAUAAACACCAUAACGGACGGAGAAUUUGGAAUAACGCUUAGUCCAGCUAAACAUAGUAUUGUUUUCGAAACUCGAAUUUAACUUGAUAUUAUUCCAUUUAUCACUUCAUUUAGGUUAGGUUAUUUAUGUGUUAAGUGUAAUUAUUAAAAAUUAAACAAAAUUAUUAUUAAUAUUUACAACCGAAAUUAAUGAGGUUACAUACAUUUUCGUUUUUACAUGCAUCAAUCUGUCAUAUAAAAUCUAUGAAAUGCCUGGUCAAAUAAUGUACUAUACAAUUCUUGAGAUUUGAAGACUAAGAAAAAAAUAAUCAAACACCUAAUUUUCAUUAUGUAAUUACUUUAAAACUAUUUUUUUUUUUAAUUCUUUUUUUGGCUAGUUCUCAGUCAAAUUUCCUUUUAUAAAAAUUAUUGUGUUGCUAUGAUUAUAAUUUAUUCGAGUACAAAUGCUGGUAGAAAAGUUGUUCACAGAAAAAAUAAAAACAAACAUUUUAAAACCAAUACAUCUCUCGCUCCGCUCAGAAUCUAAAAGAAAACGUACAUCAUUAUAAAAUCAUUUAAAAUGACUCGUGACACUGCUGUUAUAUAUACUCCACUGUAAAUAAUCCGUGGCCAGAUUCUCCAUUUUUCCGAAGCUAUGAAAAAAUGAUAUACAGUAGAACCUCGAUUAUCAGUCCUUGAUUAAGCGUCUUUCGCCUUAAGUGCGAACUGGUUUAUCCGAAAAUUUCAGUAAAAUAUCAACUAGAUAAGCAAUAUAUACAUUUUAUGGGUGAGAUAAAACAAUUUAUUCCGAUUGCGGAUGUAUUUUUUCCAAUAAGUAAUAUAGUUAUUGUUUAAAUAUGCGUCAUAAUUAUUGAAAAAAUAAUAAAUAAUUUCGAUUAUCCGUCAAGGCUCUGAUCCCGAGACUCACAGUUAAUUUAGGUUCUCCCGUAUGAACGAUAAACCAUUUAAUUAAGGCAUAAAUAAAAUAAUAAAUAGAUUGAUUAAAUGAUUUGAUUUACUUAAUUAAUAAGAACAAAGAAAAAAAAUUAAAUUAAAAAAAGGACAGGCAUACAUCGCACGUGAGUGCAGCCACUAUUGUAGGUGGGAAGUUGGGAAGGUAGGCUACAGACGAGGAUUUAACAUAUAUAUGUAAGCAAAGAUGAACCAUUUCUAACGAAAAAACGAUUCUGAGCUGAGUUCAGUUGAUAAUGUUGCUUUGUCAACAAUACAAAAUAUGGUAUUAUGUCAUAUUAUGGUAAAAUGAUUAA